Molecule: messenger RNA, 5322 nt
Organism: Paramacrobiotus metropolitanus
Lineage: Eukaryota; Metazoa; Tardigrada; Eutardigrada; Parachela; Macrobiotidae
Product: ATP-binding cassette sub-family C member 3-like
Exons: 27
Coding region: 387-5069 (1560 amino acids)
Biological process (GO): transmembrane transport
Cellular component (GO): membrane
Molecular function (GO): ATP hydrolysis activity; ABC-type transporter activity; ATP binding
Source: RefSeq, a predicted model, not a curated record
CAGUACUGAAUAGUGCAUACAUUUGUUCUUUAUCGUAACCAAACCAGAAAUGUCAAGUCUGAAGUCCAAUAUCUUUAGAAUAAAAGCCUACAAUCAGUGUGAAUUAUUCUAGUUUCUGAGAUUAAGGGAUGUACAUGCAAUACCGACGCGUUGUACAAUACGAGUACAAUCCACGAGCCCGCAAAAUCGAAUACAUCGCAAUACUGAAUAAUUUUGUGAUAAACCACAAGUACAACAUGAGCGAGAAGCGCACUGAAUACUUUGUCGUCGAAAGAUGAUGGAUGUGCUCUAAACAUGCCCCACUGUCUGACAUAAGUGCCGGUAUUGGUUAGCGCUCUCAGCAGGAAGGGUUACUGUUUUGUUGUGCGUUUUCCCAUUAAGUGAAGAUGAGCGCUAACGAGAUGGACAAUAUGACCUAUCAUCCAUUUCCGGAAACCCUCUGCCGGGAUAGAUUCUGGGAUUUGCGUACGACAUGGUACACGACAGAUCCGGACUUCACGGAAUGUUUCCAUUCCACCGUAUUGGUGUGGGGGCCGUGUCUGUUCUUGUGGCUGCUGCUGCCGCUGCAAGGAUACUACGUUUUGUCCAUACAGUAUCGCAUUGACCGAUGGACAUGGCAAUCCUUGGCCAAAUUGGCCAUUUGUUUUCUGCUAAUUAUUUUGUGCCUCGUGGAUGCAUUUGAUGUUGUGGCGCAGUGGAGUUUGUAUGGAAUCAAUAGUGUUCCAUCUGCUGAAUUCAUCGCCCAAAUUGUUCGAGUUGCAACUCUGCUUGUGGCAGCUGGAUGCAUUUAUAUGGAUAAGCGGCGCGCUCGAUCGACAUCCGGUAUUUUGUUCUUCUUCUGGUUUUUCCUGUCGGUAGCAGCAAUACUGGCGUUCCGCAACAUAAUUAACAAGGCAAACACGGCGGGUUUCGGAAACGACCAAGUCCACUUUGCUACCCAAGUGAUCUACAUGCCACUGGUUGUAAUUCAGUUUAUCUUAUCCUGCUUUGGAGAACGAUUCAAAGAGACGGAAAAUAACGAUAAGAAUCCCUGUCCGGAGAAACAUGCAUCGUUUCUCAGCCAGCUAACGUUUUGGUGGUUCAACCCGAUGGCUAUUCUGGGUUGGAGACGACCAUUACAGUUAGCCGAUUUAUGGGAUGUACUGCCUUGGGAUCGAACCGAAAUAAACGUAGAAAAUCUGGAAAGAAACUGGCGCAUCGAGACCGAGCGCAGGGCCAGAUCAUUAGCUCAGCGUGCAAACUCUGGCGCACUUUUGGAAGAUAGUCCUGGUCGAAAGGAUAAAAGUAUAUACGAGCCAUCCCUGACGAAGGCUCUUUGGAGAACGUACUGGUGGGGCCUGACAUCCAGUGGAUUACUAAGAAUUCUCAGUGACCUUUGCAUAUUCAUCAGCCCUCAAAUUCUCCAGCUGCUGAUUGGAUUUGUUGACGAUCCAACACAAGCCGCAUGGAAAGGCUACUUAUACGCCACGAUCAUGCUGUUGGGCGCCGCAGCCCAGACGAUCCUUCUCAAUUACUACCUGCAUAUCACUUUGCGCCUUGGUAUGCACGUGCGAGGGAGUGUUGUGGCGGAAGUAUACCGAAAAGCCUUGCGUAUCACUAGUGAAGCCAAGCGCACAAGCAAUAUCGGCGAGAUUGUCAAUCUGAUGUCCGUGGAUGCGCAGCGCUUCAUGGAUUUUCUAGCAUACAUCCAUGUCUUAUGGUCGGGUCCACUGCAGAUGGGAUUGGCAAUCUUCUUUUUGUACCAGAUCCUGGGUAUCGCGGUUUUAGCCGGUUUGGGUACUAUGGUGGCAUUGGUGCCAUUGAAUGCGUUUAUUGUCGGCAAAGUGCGAGCGUUGCAAAUAUCACAAAUGAAAGAAAAAGACGGUCGCAUUAAGAUCAUGACUGAAAUUCUCAACGGAAUGAAGGUGUUGAAACUAUAUGCCUGGGAAGAAUCUUUCCAGGGUCAGGUUACGGAAGUGCGGGAACGUGAGCUAACGACGCUUAGGAAAGCAGCCUUUCUCGGGGCAGUAUCCUAUUUCACAUGGAUGAUGUCGCCGUUCCUGGUCGCACUGGCGACCUUCGCGACAUACGUCACCACUGAUCCUGAAAAUAAUGUUUUGACGGCGGAGCGUGUGUUUGUUGCUCUGGCGCUUUUGAAUAUCCUACGCCUGCCAUUGACGCUACUGCCCACCACAAUUACGAUGGCUGUCCAGGUUAGCAUUUCCAUUAAGCGAUUAGCCAACUUCCUCCGCAACGAAGAGAUUGACCCUAACAAUGUGCAAGAUUUGCCUCCAUCCAGUCCAUCGUCAGUUAUUAUCUCCGACGCAUCAUUUGCGUGGGGCAAAGACGACCCGGUAUGCCUCUCAAAAAUUGAUCUGGCCAUCAAAGACGGCCAGUUGGUGGCGGUGGUGGGUCAAGUCGGGUCUGGCAAAUCCUCGAUGUGUUCCGCCAUGUUGGGCCUCAUGGAAAAGCUCAACGGCAGUGUGGCCGUUAAAGGCAAUGUGGCGUACGUUCCACAGCAAGCCUGGAUUCAGAAUUUAACGCUGGAAGACAAUAUUCUUUUUGGCAAAGAUAUGGAACGGGAGCGGUAUGAGAAGACGUUGGAUGUGUGUUCGCUGCGCACGGAUUUGGCCAUGUUGGCCGCCGGCGACAAGACGGAGAUUGGUGAACGCGGAACGAAUCUCAGCGGAGGACAACGACAGCGUGUUAGCCUGGCGCGGGCUGUGUACAGUAAUGCGGAUGUUUACAUUUUGGACGAUCCGCUAAGUGCGGUUGAUGCUCACGUAGGGAAGCACAUUUUCGAGCACGUUAUCGGUCCAAACGGCAUGCUGACGGGGAAGACACGAGUUUUGGUGACCCACGGCAUCAGUUACCUGCCGCAGGUGGAUCUGAUUGUCGUUUUGGACAAUGGAGCCAUCCGGGAAGUGGGGACAUACCAGGAGCUCUUGACCACGAAGGGGGCCUUCUCUCAGUUUUUGCGGACAUAUUUAAUGGAGGAACGGGGCGACGACGAUGCACAGGAGGAUCCGGAAGCAGCCAAGCUGAAGGAUCAGAUACUGCAAGAAGUGGCAGAUGUGGAACCGAUUCGGCGCGUAUCUGUAGUGGUGCCGACUGGUGAAAAAGACAGUCGGGGACGAUCAAUGUCGAUUAUCAGCCAGACCUCUGUGACGUCAGCCAAGAAAAUCAAGGACGUUUUCCGACGGGAUUCCAGGCGAGAAUCGAAGGCUCCAAAGGCAGCAGAAGAAAAAGUCAAGGAAAAAAAGCCGAUUUUAUCCGAUACAGAACGAGGCAAACUGGUGGAUACGGAGAAAAGCGAAGUCGGCUCCGUGAAGUGGAGCGUGUAUUUUAUGUUCAUGCGGCAAAUGUCCUUCCCGAUUGUCAUCGCGGUUGCCAUAUUUUACGGGAUAUCGUACGCCAUGAGCAUGGGCACCAACUUUUGGUUGGGCAGCUGGUCACGAGAUGCAGCCAACAAAACUCUGCGCAAUUCCAGCGAACUGUGGAUCGCACAACGGGAUUAUCGUUUAGGUGUCUAUGCGUCCUUUGGUGGUUUACAAGCCGUGUUCGUGGUAAUGGCCGCGCUAACCUUGGCUGUGGGGCGGAUUCGAGCUAGCCGGCUACUGCAUCACGGAAUGCUGAAGAGGAUCAUGCGCGCACCAAUGGCAUUCUUCGAUACGACACCGCUUGGUCGGAUUGUCAACCGGUUUAGCAAAGAUGUGGACACCGUGGAUACGGUCAUUCCUGCCACACUAGAUGUUUGGAUGUAUUGCGCAUUUACUGUACUAUCUACGGUCGUGGUGAUCUGCGUCAACACGCCAUUGUUUGUGGUUCUUAUCGUGCCUCUGGGAAUAUUUUACUUCUUUAUGCAGCGAUUUUAUAUAUCCACCAGUCGGCAGCUGAAACGCCUUGAAUCAACAUCUCGUUCUCCCAUUUACUCCCACUUCCAGGAGUCUAUUAGCGGAACGAGCGUGAUCAUUGCCACGAAACACAUUGAUCGGUUUGUUUUGGAAAACGAAAGGCUCGUCGACGGCAACAAUGGCUCUUACUACCCGAACAUUGUAUCGCAAAGAUGGAUUGCUGUACGGCUGGAAAUUGUGGGCGUAUGUGUCAGCUUCGGUGCAGCACUGUUUGCUGUUAUUGGGCGUGACAAUCCUGGUAUUCUGAACAUGACCGCUGAACAGAUUGGUCUGUCCAUCAGCUACUCGUUAGCCAUCAACCAAGUGCUGAACUGGUUCGUACGGAUGACCAGUGACCUGGAGAGCAACGUGGUAUCGGUGGAACGGCUGAAGGAAUAUUCCGAAGUUGACAGCGAAGCGGAAUGGAUCAUCCCAAGUAACCGGCCCGAUAAAGACUGGCCGACCGCCGGACAAGUUCAGUUUGUUGAUUACAAGACACGCUAUCGACCGGGACUGGAUCUGGUUUUAAAGGGCGUCAAUGCGACGGUCAGUUCUGGGGAAAAGAUUGGAAUAGUUGGUCGCACGGGAGCGGGUAAAAGUUCCUUGACCUUGGCUUUAUUUCGACUGAUCGAAGCUGCGGAUGGGCAUAUCAGCAUUGACAACUUGGACAUCGCCAGCGUGGGUUUGCACGAUGUUCGCUCCCGAAUAACCAUUCUUCCACAGGAACCGGUCCUGUUCAGUGGUACAUUGCGAAUCAACUUGGAUCCCUUCAACAAAUUUAGCGACGAAGACGUCUGGCUUGCAUUGGAAAAUUCUCAUUUGAAACGCUUUGUUAGCUCCCUGCCGCAGGGUUUGAACCAUAUCGUUGCGGAUGGAGGCGAAAACUACAGUAUUGGUCAGCGACAACUGAUAUGCCUGGCUCGGGCUUUGCUACGAAAAACCAAAAUUCUCAUUCUGGACGAAGCAACCGCGGCGGUCGAUUUAGAAACUGAUGCUUUAAUUCAGCAAACAAUCGCCGAAAAAUUCGCUGACUGCACAAUCCUCACCAUUGCGCACCGGAUAAACACCAUUAUGGAUAGCACAAGGAUCAUGGUGCUGGACCAAGGUCGUGUCAAAGAAUUCGCGCCUCCCCAAGUACUUCUUGCGGAUCGUAACAGUAUUUUUUACAGUUUAGCUAAAACGGCAAACCUGGUGUGACGUGAAGUGCCGUUGUAACCAAAUUUUUUUGCUGUGAUUCUUUUUACGUAAAGUUAGUUUAAGUUAUCCACAUAUUUAUUGACAUCUUUCUAGCCGUUAGUUUAAAUGGUCGAUGGUAAAUAAUUUACAGAGUGCCUGGUUUCAUUGUUGCACCUUGUCGUAGUUCACUACUUUCAGAUGUUUUUGCAAUUACUGUAAAUGUUAAAAACGUUGACAGACGAUUAACAGAUGCACCGCGUCCGAUGUAUCAAAA